Lottia gigantea (owl limpet) is the source of this 1340-nucleotide messenger RNA. RefSeq lists its product as hypothetical. Gene Ontology annotation, cellular component: cytoplasm. The record is from RefSeq and is a predicted model, not a curated record. The annotation marks the transcript as partial. Gene Ontology annotation, molecular function: protein binding. Lineage: Eukaryota; Metazoa; Mollusca; Gastropoda; Lottiidae. The transcript is spliced from 15 exons.
AUGACGAUUGGAAUGACGGAGGAAGCCAGGAUGAGAAAGUGGAUUGUAGCCUUGUUAUUAGGACUGGUUUUUACAGCCGUCUACGUCCGGGCUGAUGAAGAUGAAGAUGACGAUGAAGAAGUAGAAGAAGAAGAGAUAGAUGUGGCUGCUGUAGAGGCUGGUAAAACCACACUCGUUAAUCCAUGUGAGAAGAAACGAUGUCGACGUGGUGAACAGUGUAUAGUAGAUGAGAAACGGCAGCCAUCUUGUGUCUGCUACCAAAACUGUGAAGAGGAGACAGACGAACGAUACUGGGUCUGCAGCACUAAGAACAUCACAUAUAAAAGUGAUUGUCUAUUAGACAGAGAACAUUGUCUCUGCAGGAGAAAAGAUGCCGCAUGUAAAAAUCUUGCCGAGAAAAAAGUUCAUCUGGACUAUUAUGGUGGAUGUAGAGAAAAAAUUCAGAAUCUGAAUGAUAACCUGGAUAUACGAGAAUUAAAACUAUAUGAUAAUAGAAUUAAAGUUAUAGAGAAUUUAGAUCAUUUAAAAGAGUUGAGUUGUUUGCAGUUACAACAUAAUAGAAUACGAGCCAUUGGUAAAGGUUUGAGUCAGUUGAAGAAAAUAAAAACGUUAAGAUUAGACAGUAAUUUAUUGUUAAAGUUAGAAACGUCAGAUUUUAUAUCCUGUGUUCAGCUUACCUCCCUUGAUCUGAGUUUUAAUAUGCUAGAUAACCUUAGUGCAUUAAGUUAUUUACCUAAUUUAGAAGAACUGAGUGCUAGUGGAAACAGAUUACGGAAAGUCAAUGAACUUUCUCGUUGUAAAGGAUUGGUGGAAUUAGAUCUAUCGAACAAUAGAUUAACAGAUUUAUCUGGCUUUACUAAUCUUACACAUCUACAGAUUCUAAGAUUGAGCAACAAUCAAAUAACAACAUUAAACAUGUCUGGUAAAUUAAAAUCAUUAGAAGAGUUGGAUGUGUCAGCUAAUAAAAUUAAAGAGUUAUCUCCCCUCCUAACAGCCGUCCCGAACUUACAGAUUUUAAAUAUAAGUGAUAAUAAUAUAUCUAUUUGGGAUCAAGUGCUAUCUCUAUCUAAACUAGGAGAUCUAGUAGAGUUAUUUAUAUCAGGCAAUCCGUUUAGUGAAGAGAAUGGAGAGAAACCUGGCUAUUUUACUGAAUUACAAUCUGUUAUACCACAGUUAGAAAUCUUAGAUGGGGCUCUUGUAAAAAAAUUAAUAGGUAAAGCUACAGCACCUUUAAUGAGACCAAUGUCUGCUUCUACAGUUGUAAGUGUAAGACAGAUGGAUAAUCAACUUAAAGCUGUGAAUCAAGAAUUAGCAGAAUUACAAACCAGUAUUUCAAAAAG